UAAAUGUCAAAAAUAGAUUUUUGUUUACUUUUGUAAAAAUGUGUAUUUUUUAAUUUCCAAAUAAAAAUAAACCAUGAAUAACGUCUGUAGGACAUGUCUGAGCACUGCAAAUUUAUCCCCUCUUAAAGAGGACGAGAGUCUGCUAGAUAAAAUAGAAUUAAUAUCCUCCAUACGUAUUUCGUUAGAUAUUGCUGAUUAUCCUACUACAAUAUGUGACGAGUGUAUAGAUAAAUUGAAUCAAUUCUACUGCUUUAGAAAAGUAAUUAUAAACACGGAUAAUGAAUUAAAAGAAAAGAUCGAAUGUUUAACUUCCAAAGCUCCUGAGAAGAAACUUCCAAGUACAAAAAGAAAACGAACAUGUGAUAAAUCUAUAAAAACUAAAACGCCUAGGAAUAGAAGGAGAAUCAAUGUUAUACCAACUUCUAACCCAAAGGAUGACAUAAAGACUGAACCAGCAGAAAAUGACUCAUACAUAGGCAGACUUGUUAUUUGCGAACCAGAAAAUAUUAAAGAUGAUAAAACUGUGAAACAAGAAACAAAUCGAGAUGAAGUUACAGAUCAAACUUUAGAUUGUGUACAAUGUAAUUUAACAUUUGUUUCUGAAAAAGAAUUUAAUAUUCAUAAAAACUCUACUCAUAGAAAAUAUAACAAAAAACCAAAAACCUUAGAAUGCCCAGAGUGUAACGUAACAUUUAGUAAUCUAAAUCAACUGUCCAAUCACAAAAGAACCACACACACAGCACCAGGUAUCUGCAAUAUAUGCGGGGUUAUUGUUAGGGCCGAUAACUUGAAAAAACAUGUUCAAAAACACUCAGAGGGGCCUGUAUCUUGUAAAAUUUGUUCCAAAGUAUUGAAAAAUUCCGAAUCACUCAGGGGCCACCUGUUAAUACACAAAGGAACUUCAUAUGAAUGUGACCAAUGUGAAAAGACAUUUAGACUGAAAUCAGAAUAUCAUAGACAUUUAAAAAAACAUAUAGAUCCUAACGUUCGUAAGAAAAUGUGUACAAUAUGUGGCAAGCAUGUCAGAGAUCUACAAAGACAUUUGUUUACUCAUACAGGGGAGCGUCCUUAUAUUUGUAGCCAUUGUAAUAAAGGUCUAACUAGUUCUUAUGCUCUAAAAUUACACAUCAGACAACAUACAAAUGAAAAACCAUAUAUUUGUGAAUACUGUAGUAAAGCAUUUGCCCAAAAAAUUUCACUAGUAGCACAUCAUAAGUCUAAGAUUCAUAACUGUCAGGUUUAGUUAUUUUUUUGUUAUACAUUUUUAGCUUAGUGUAAAAGUUUUAUCAAUUUUGUUUUACUGGUAAUGGAUAUUUUCACCCCAUAAUUGAUUUUAAAAAGCUUAAACAAAAUGUCAAAUCCUAUUUAAAAAUUCAAAACCAGUGAAAACAUUUUAAUAUAUUUUUCCAGUAUUUAUCUUUACCAUGUGAAUUGUACAUA
Messenger RNA from Psylliodes chrysocephalus, 1440 nucleotides. NCBI's taxonomy places the organism in Eukaryota, Metazoa, Arthropoda, Insecta, Coleoptera, Chrysomelidae. The record is from the annotation of a GenBank genome assembly.